Molecule: messenger RNA, 2065 nt
Organism: Rhagoletis pomonella (apple maggot)
Lineage: Eukaryota; Metazoa; Arthropoda; Insecta; Diptera; Tephritidae
Gene: shaker
Product: potassium voltage-gated channel protein Shaker
Exons: 12
Coding region: 59-1981 (640 amino acids)
Biological process (GO): potassium ion transmembrane transport; protein homooligomerization
Cellular component (GO): voltage-gated potassium channel complex; membrane
Molecular function (GO): delayed rectifier potassium channel activity; protein binding
Source: RefSeq, a predicted model, not a curated record
UACUUAUUUGGUAAAAAAUCACCUCAACUGGCCGUUUGUUGGCCGCUGCUGCUACGUAAUGGCAGCCGUUGCUGGCCUUUAUGGCCUCGGCGAGGAUCGUCAACAUCGCAAAAAGCAGCAGCAACAACAACAUCACCAGCAGGAGCAACGCGAACAAAAGGAAGAGCAAAAGAAAAUCGCUGAGCGAAAAUUGUUGCGCGAACAGCAACAACAACUGCUUUCACGUGCCUCAUUUGAAGGGUCUUUACCCAAAUUAAGCAGUCAAGACGAAGAAGGGGGGGCAGGUCAUGGGUAUGGUGGGGGGCCACAGCACUUUGAACCCAUUCCUCAUGAUCAUGAUUUUUGCGAAAGAGUCGUUAUAAAUGUAAGCGGGUUAAGGUUCGAAACACAAUUACGAACGUUAAAUCAAUUUCCGGACACACUGCUGGGGGAUCCAGCUCGGCGAUUACGGUACUUUGACCCGCUUAGAAAUGAAUAUUUUUUUGACCGUAGUCGGCCGAGCUUCGAUGCAAUUUUAUACUAUUAUCAAAGUGGUGGUCGACUGCGGAGACCGGUCAAUGUCCCUUUAGACGUAUUUAGUGAAGAAAUAAAAUUUUAUGAAUUAGGUGAUCAAGCAAUUAAUAAAUUCAGAGAGGAUGAAGGCUUUAUUAAAGAGGAGGAAAGACCAUUGCCGGAUAAUGAAAACCAAAGAAAAGUCUGGUUACUCUUCGAGUAUCCGGAGAGUUCGCAAGCCGCCAGAGUUGUAGCCAUAAUUAGUGUAUUUGUUAUAUUGCUAUCAAUUGUUAUAUUUUGUCUAGAAACAUUACCCGAAUUUAAGCAUUACAAGGUGUUCAAUACAACAACAAAUGGCACAAAAAUCGAGGAAGACGAGGUGCCUGACAUCACAGAUCCUUUCUUCCUUAUAGAAACAAUAUGUAUUAUUUGGUUUACAUUUGAACUCACAGUCAGGUUCCUCGCAUGUCCGAAUAAGUUAAAUUUCUGCAGGGAUGUCAUGAAUGUUAUCGACAUAAUCGCCAUCAUUCCGUAUUUUAUAACAUUGGCGACCGUCGUCGCCGAAGAGGAGGAUACGUUAAAUCUUCCAAAAGCGCCAGUCAGUCCACAGGACAAGUCAUCGAAUCAGGCUAUGUCCUUGGCAAUAUUACGAGUGAUACGAUUAGUUCGAGUAUUUCGAAUAUUUAAGUUAUCUAGGCAUUCGAAGGGUUUACAAAUUUUAGGACGAACUCUGAAAGCCUCAAUGCGGGAAUUAGGUUUACUUAUAUUUUUCUUAUUUAUAGGCGUUGUACUCUUCUCAUCGGCGGUUUAUUUUGCGGAAGCUGGAAGCGAAAAUUCCUUCUUCAAGUCCAUACCCGAUGCAUUUUGGUGGGCUGUCGUUACCAUGACAACCGUUGGAUAUGGUGACAUGACACCUGUCGGUGUUUGGGGUAAAAUCGUGGGAUCACUGUGUGCCAUUGCUGGUGUCUUGACAAUCGCUCUCCCGGUACCAGUUAUCGUCAGUAAUUUCAAUUACUUCUAUCACCGCGAAACGGAUCAAGAGGAGAUGCAGAGCCAAAACUUUAAUCACGUUACUAGUUGUCCAUAUUUACCAGGUACAUUAGGUCAACAUUUAAAGAAAUCAUCGUUAUCUGAAUCCUCAUCGGAUAUGAUGGAUUUGGAUGAUGGUGUUGAAUCAACGCCAGGAUUAAGUGAAAUGCAUCCUGGUCGUGCGGUGGCUCCAUUUUUAGGAGCACAACAACAAUCGAUCGAAAAGCAACAGCAGCAGCAGCAGCAGCAGCAAUUACAACAACAGCAGGCGUCGCCGAAAUUGUCGCAGCAGCAGCAGCAGCAGCAACAACACCAACAAGCGCUGCAACUGCAGCAGCAACAACAAAAUGGUUAUAAGCAAGCCGCUACAAGCGUCACCGGUGGCAAUAACCUAACCACCACAACAACAACGCUAAGGCAUAAUAAUGCCCUGGCCGUUAGUAUCGAAACCGACGUUUGACUACUGGACCUGUCGGGUUUUGGGGCAAAAUUGUCGGUUCGCUGUGUGUAAUCGCUGGUGUACUGACCAUCGCACUGCCCGUCC